UGCACGGUAAUUGAAUAACAGCACAAUAUGGAUAUAAGACCUGUUUCCACCCGCGUUGCAAAGCGUUGGUUCAGUCGCCCGGUCAGACAUACAAUCGUUUGCAUCUUUCCAUCUUUUCUCUUUUUUCUUGCCUGUCAUUUCCAGGGUUUGUUAUAUCCACUUCCCUCCCCCGGUCCAUCAUGUCCGCUCUACAUGCGCUCGACGUAGAGAAGGCGGAUUCCAAGUUCGGCUCUACGACGACGCUCUGUGCCACUGGCGAAGGGGCAAGUAUCCCCUUGCCCGAGAAAGAGCCAGCAUCGUCCUUCGUUUCACGGCGGACCGAAGUGGAGGAUGAGCACCAUGAGAUACAACCUUCCACUGUAACAUGGGACGGGCCAGACGAUCCCACCAACCCCAAGAAUUGGAGUCCCGGACGCAAGUGGAUGACAUCCCUCAUCGUGUCCGGCUUCGCCUUCAUCGCCCCCGUCUCCUCCUCCAUUGCCGCCCCCGCGCUCGACAACAUCGGCACAGACCUCCACAUCCGGCCCGGAGUCGGCCUACAGAUGGUCAUGUCCAUCUUCCUCCUGACGGCGGCUCUCGGCCCCUUCGUCCUGUCCCCCUGCUCGGAAAUAUGGGGCCGGAGGCCGGUUAUACGGAUUGGGAACGUCAUCUUCGCUCUGUUCACGACUCUCUGUGGAUUUGCGGCCACCGGACCGCAGAUCACGGCGUAUCGCUUCCUCGCGGGUAUUGGGGGUAGCGCAUCGAUUGGAAUGGGAAGCGGCGUGCUGACGGAUUGCUGGCGGCCUGAGGAGCGUGGACGCGGCAUGGCCGUCUACCAACUGGCUCCAGUCCUGGGGCCUGCAAUUGGUCCAAUAGUCGGUGCGUAUGUCUGCCAGUACGGCUCUUGGCGCUGGGCUUUCUGGGGCAUCGCCAUCUUCAGCUUGUGCCUUCAGGCCGUUGCCCACUUCUGCCUGCAAGAGACAUACCCGCCAAGGAUCCUUCACCUCAAGGCCAAGAAGCUACGCGAAUCCACCUCCAGCUCGGCAUUCCAGACAGAAUGGGAAACGGGACACCGCACGCUGCCCAAGCUGUUACGCGUCUCGCUCUCACGGCCGUGGAUACUGUUGGGAACGCAGCCGAUCAUCCAGCUCUUCGCCCUGUACCAAGCAUUCAACUUCGGCAUGUUGUAUCUGCUCAUUUCCAGCUUCCCGCAGCUGUGGGAGGGCCGCUACGGCAUAAGCAAGGGGCUGGCAAGCUUGAACUACAUCUCGCUGGCUGGGGGUUCACUCGUUGGCGUCAGCAUCUGUGGCCCGCUGACCGAUACGAUAUACCGUCGUUUGAAAACACGGUACGGAAUCAAAGACGACGAGCCCGGUCGGCCCGAGUUUCGGAUCCCCUUGAUGAUUCCGGCGUCGAUCGUCACCCCUCUCGCUAUCUUCUUGUUCGCUUGGUCAGCCGAGGCGAAGCUGCAUUUUCUCGUACCCAAUUUAGGAGUUGCUCUGUUCGCGUGUAGCAGUAUGAUCUGCUACCAGUGCAUCGCAGCGUACAUUGCCGACUCGUUCAAUCAGUACUCUGCCUCUGCCUCGGCAGCAUGUGCUUUCCUACGUUCGUUUGCAGCCUUUAUAUUUCCCCUUUUCGUUCCAUAUUUGUUUGGGUCCAUGGGUUACGGCUGGGGAGGGAGCCUGUUGGGCCUCGUUGCUGUUGUUAUUGGCAUACCCACGCCAAUCUUGUUUUGGAUUUACGGUCAAAGGCUGAGAGGGAGGAGCAAGUUUGCUUAAUUGAACGGCAUGUGCAUACGAUCUGCGUCGGAGUUCGGCAGCGGUUGGUAGCAUCAUCUCUAUAGAAAGGGGCAGGCAAUAAUAGAAAGCGGUUACGAUUGGGUUGCAAGUUUGCGACCGUCGAUCUCGGAAGCUAUUCAGACCUGCCUAAUCCCGACUACAUAAAUUCUCACAACCCGAUUCAUGUCUGUUGAAUAUCGACGGCCUUGCGAGGAGAU
This is a messenger RNA of Phialemonium atrogriseum, 1975 nucleotides long. RefSeq names its product transporter mfs1. The record is from RefSeq and is a predicted model, not a curated record. Gene Ontology annotation, cellular component: membrane. The transcript is spliced from 6 exons. Gene Ontology annotation, biological process: transmembrane transport. Lineage: Eukaryota; Fungi; Ascomycota; Sordariomycetes; Cephalothecales; Cephalothecaceae. Gene Ontology annotation, molecular function: transmembrane transporter activity. Bases 180 to 1757 code for a protein of 525 amino acids.